Molecule: messenger RNA, 6517 nt
Organism: Chenopodium quinoa (quinoa)
Lineage: Eukaryota; Viridiplantae; Streptophyta; Magnoliopsida; Caryophyllales; Amaranthaceae
Exons: 9
Coding region: 1375-2457 (360 amino acids)
Source: RefSeq, a predicted model, not a curated record
UGUUUUCUAAUUCGGGUUUGAUCACACUGAUCAGUUAAUUCCAUCUCUCCUUCACUACUACAAAACCCAUAUAAUCUCGACACUAUUACCUCGACACUGUGAAAGACCGUCAAUGCUAAAAUAUAAACCGCGUUUCACCUCUGUCGUAAGCUUUUGCUGACUAUUUAAAGCGUCGAGGUACCACGUGCCUUCCUUGUGGUAAAAGAAGCCCAAUAGUUCCAAGCCCGCGAAUGAAAUUUUGGGAAAACUUAAACUGCUUAAUUGAAAAUUAAAAAUAAAUUAAAAAAAAAAAAAAACUCACGCACUCAGACUACUCCUCUCUGUUCAUUCAUUUCAUCAGUUACCUUCUCCACUUAGCCCUAAGUUUUUCCUCUUUUGAAUUCAUACAUCACUUCUCAAAAUCUAAGAAUCAUCAUUGCUUAUCAUCAUCUUGUUUCGCCGAAGUCAUGGAUACCAGUUGGAUUGAUUUAUGCAAUGGCGAACCUGCUUAUUUCAAAGGUUGCAUGAAUUUUGUUAAACUUGCUAAGAAGACUCUUAUAGAUGGGAAAACUCGAUGCCCAUGUAAUAAAUGCAAAGUGAAUGAAUGGUUACCCAUAGAGGAAGUAGGAGGACAUAAUUUGUGUAAUGGUUUUUUUAAGAAGUAUAGGAAUUGGGUUUUUCAUUCUACAGUUGAUGAAGGGACCAAUACCUUAGAAACUCCCAUUCAUGAAAAGGUAGUAGGUCAAGAUGAUAUGGGUGGUUUGUUAAGAGAAGCCUUUAGGGCUGACAUUCCAGAUUCUCUUUUUGAAUCCCAAAACAUGCAACAAGAAGAGGCUUCAUAUGAUAUGCACGAAAUAGGAGGUUCAUACGAUAUGCACGAAGAGUUUGAUUUUCAUUGUGAUGUAGGUGAUUUAAAUCCAUCUACUAACUCUAGCGAAGAAGUGUCAAGUGUAAAAGAUUAAUGGAUGCUUCUUAUGAGGGUUUAUACGAUGGGUGCACUACUUUCUCAAAGUUAUCGUUUCUUUUGCACUUGUUUCACCUUAAGUGUAUGUGCCAUUGGUUUGCUGAGUCAUUCACUAAAUUGCUUGAACUUUUAGUAGAUGUAUUUCCUUCAAUCAAUGAGUUUCCAUCGUCUUACUAUGAGGGCAUGAAGAUAAUUAAGGACUUGGGAUUAGGUUAUGAGAAAAUUGAUGCAUGUCCAAAUGAUUGCAUGUUAUAUUGGGGUGAAUUUGCAGAAAAAAAAAUGAGUGUCAUGUUUGUCAUACAUCAAGGUGGAAAAUUGCAAAAGGGAAGGAAGGUGGUUCAAGUGAAAAAGGUAAAGAAUCGUGUAAAAAGGGUGAGUCAGCUAAGGUAUUGCGAUACUUUCCUCUUAUCCCUAGAUUAAAAAGACUUUAUAUGUCAUCUAAAACAGCAGAGGAAAUGAGAUGGCAUUUUGGUCGAAAGGAUGAUAAGGUUCUAAGGCACCCAGCAGAUGGUGAGGCUUGGAAAAAAUUUGAUGAAAGAUAUCAAGAAUUUGCCGCUGAUCCUCGUAGUGUUAGGUUGGGUCUAGCAAGUGAUGGUUUCAAUCCAUACCGUCUUAUGAGUUCUAAUUAUAGUACUUGGCCUGGGGUCUUAAUUCCAUAUAAUUUACCACCAUGGCUUUGUAUGAAGCCAUCAUCAUUAAUAUUGUCCUUGAUUGUUCCCGGUAAAUAUAGUCCAGGGAUUGAUAUUGAUGUGUAUUUGCAACCAUUAAUCCAUGAGUUAAAAUUGAUAUGGGAUGGUGUUGAUGCCUUUGAUGCUUAUAGUGGAAAAUACUUUAAAAUGCGAGCAGCCUUACAUUCCACUAUAAAUGACUUCCCUGCAUACGCUAUGUUGUCUGGUUGGAUUACAAGAGGUUAUAAAGCUUGUCCUUCAUGUGCCCAUUCCACUCACUCAUAUUAUUUUGGUGGUAAAAUUUGCUACCUUGGACAUCGAAAAUGGUUGCCACUUGAUCAUCCUUAUCGUUCUCAAGCCCAUUUAUUUAAUGGGACACAAGAACAUGAUGUUGCUCCAGUUCCUACAAGUGGGGAAGACAUUUUAAAGGAACAAGAAAGGAUUAAUUAUGUAUAUGGAAAGUCAAAAAAACCCUCCAAUAAGAAAAGAGAAAGAAAGAAAGGUGGGAUAUCCAUUAAUGAAUUUGAUGAUGACCAUGGUGAGAAAGAUUCUAAUAAUGUUCUUUGGAAAAAGAAAAGUACAUUUUUUGACUUGGAAUAUUGGGAAUACAAUCUUCUAAGACAUAAUUUAGAUGUUAUGCACAUUGAAAAGAACGUUUGUGAAAAUUUGUUAGGAACUCUUUUAGAUAUGGACAAUGCUAGAGAUGAAAAGAGUGCAAGAGAGGCCCUUGAGAAGUUAAAUAUUAAAUCUUAUCUUUGGAUUGAUACAAGUCGAAAUAACUAUAUGCCUCCCGCAUCAUACAAUAUGUCUAUAGAAGAAAAAGAAAGGUUUUUAAGAGUCUUAUAAAAUCUUAGAGUUCCAGAUGGAUAUGGAUCUAACUUGCAAAGAUGUGUGAACAUGAAGCAACGAAAACUUAUCAAUAUGAAAAGCCAUGACAAUCAUAUCCUCAUGCAAGAUAUCCUUCCGGUUGCUUUAAGAGCAUCAAAUGCCACGAAAGUAAUUGACUUGAUUGAGGAGUUGUCUGACUUUUUCAAACGACUAUGGUCAACUUCUAUUGAUACAAAGGAGUUAGAUGAUAUUCAAUCUAAGCUUGUUUUGACACUUUGUAAGAUGGAACAAGAGUUUCUACCAACUUUUUUCACAAUCAUGGUUCAUCUAUUGAUUCAUUUAGUGGAUGAGGUUAGACUCGGUGGACCAGUUCAUUACAGAUGGAUGUAUUUCGUUGAAAGGUCAAUAUCUUAACUUAUAUUUUCAAAGCUUCGUUAAAAUAAAUAAUAUUAUCAUAUUACUUUUUUUUGAAGAUUUUUUAUAUUCACAUUCAUUUUUAUAUUAAAGGGUACUUGGCAUUUUUGAAAUCUCAUGUAAGUAAUAAAGCCCAACCUGAAGGGUCCAUUGCCGAGAGGUUCCUUUUAUGGGAAACAAUUACAUUUUGUUCGAGAUAUUUAGAUAGUGUUGAGACCAUAUUUAACAGACCGAAAAGAAAUGAAGAUGGUGUUAUAAAAAAUAUCUAUUUAUUUAAUUCAGGCUGUCGUGUGGUUGGAAAACAGGAUAACUUUCGUCUUAAUGAUAAAAGUUUAAAACAAGCUCGUCGUUAUAUUUUGCUUCAUUCAGAUGAGAUGAAACCAAUUCUUGAGUAAGUAUUACAAUAAAUUAAUAACUUCUUGUUUGUUAGCUAUUAUUAUACUAUUAGUUAACAUAAUUUUUUCUAUGUCUAAAGUGAUUUCAUAUACCAAAAAAGACAAGAGAAUCACUUUCAAGUGAACGAAGUUGUAGAAAAUGGGUGGAUAGUCAAUGAAUUUUCUGGGUGGUUACAAAAUCAGGUGACUAAAUAUCAAAGUUAAUUUUUAUUUUUUUAUUCUUUUCACAUAGGAAGUCCUAAUCAGGCUUAACGCAAGAUUUAUUUAUUUAUUUAUUUACAUAGGUCCACAACAUAGAUGAUAGUACAACAGAAGGAAAGUUGAGAAAAGCAUUGGCUGGUGGUUUAAGUAAUCGUUGUAAAAGGAUAAAAAGUGUUAUCAUCAAUGGUUAUAAAUUUAACAUUGUGGAUCGCGAGCGAUAUCGAAAGACACAAAAUUUUGGCAUUAUGUUAAAGGCAGAAGGCCAAGAGUAUUAUGGAAGACUCAAAGCAAUAUAUGAAUUAGAUUAUUAUGGUUCUCACAAGGUUAUAAUGUUUCAUUAUGAUUGGGUUGACAUAAAAAGGGGUUUGAAAAGAUACCAUACUGGGAACGUUUGUGUAAAUUUCUUGAAGCUGAUGCACACUGGGCAAAAUUUAUAUGAUGAUCCAUUUAUUUUCUCAUCUCAAGCAAAACAAGUGUUUUAUAUCGAGGAUGAGAUAAGUAAAGGAUGGUUACAUGUUGUUAAGACUAAGCCAAGGGACUUGUUUGAUAUGGGCGAUGAUGAGACUUAGUUUUGCAUAUGUUGACUUUUUUGUUUAACAUCUUAUAAUUUUCACUCUCGUUUCAAACAUUAUAUUCUAUGCAUUUGAAAUAUUCUUUUUUGUCUAUCAUUUUUAUGCCAAGGUUUAUGCUCCUCAUUUAGCAAGUUAGCAUUCUUGAUACAGAGUAGUUUUCUUAUGUACGAUAUAUUUUCCCUUUUCCUCUUCCAGUCUCUCUUGCAGUUUAUCUUUGAUUUUGAGGUAAUUUAUAGAGGAAGAUGGCUGUUAAUCAAAAUUUGUCUCUUUCUUGAGCUUUGCUUGAGUUCAGGUACAAUGUAGAAAGUUUGUUGCAGAGUGGCUCUUGGUUGGCCUUUUGAAUUUAAAGAAGUUAGUCAAGAUGAGUUAUCGUAGCAAAAGAACAAGGGCAGCUGGCCUUGCAGCCACAAAUGCACCAGAUACAGUUUCAAAUAAGGCUCCAAAAUUGGUAUCAUCACAACCACUACAAAAAGAGCCUAAAGCUUCAAUACCUUCUACCUCAGUCCAAAAAUCAGGGGAAGCUAAUGGUAGAUGGGGACCAUUUACCCCACGAAACACUCAAAACCCACCUUCAUCUCCCACUACUAAUAUAAGUACACAACCUCCACCCCCACAAAGCAAUCCAAUAUGGAAGAAACCACUCAUCAAUAAUGUACCAAGUUGUCUUAGCAACACUAGCACUCAAGACCUCCCUUUAUCUUCAAAUACUAGCACAAGUAAACCUCAAAAAAGCAUUCCUACAAUGAGAAAACCCAACUAAUGUAACAAACCCUCCAAGCAUAACUAAGACUCACAACUUCCCAUCAUCUUCUACACAAAACACCUCUACCGUUCCUCAAAAAAUUCCACCUCCUAAGCUAUCAAAACCACCUAUAUUCCCUUCUACUUCCCAUACUUCUCAUCAACCAUUGUUACAAGAAAUGCAAGAUGAUCAUACUGCAAAUAAGGAUAAAGGGAAGCAUGCAUGUGGUGGAGCAGCAAAAGAAAAAUCUAAAAUUUUCAAGCUUCGACGUCGUGCAUCGCUUCCCAAAUGGCUCGGUGCAAUUGAGUAUGAUGACAAAGAAGAGGUUCUAACUAUUGAUACUGAUGGUAAGAAGCGAUUAGUUAGUGGACCCAUUCCGCAAAUUGAGGUUUGGAAUAACAAUGGUGUUAAAUAUGUUGUGCAUUUCAAUGAUUUUUGCCAACCAAUUCGAAAAGGUGGGCAUAUAUUGGUCCAAUUCCUUGGUAGCAUUGCAAAAGAAGAGCGUUUCUGCCCACUUUCAGAGAAGACUUGGCGUAAGUUGGACGCCUCUUUUAAGAGGGACAUCAGUAAAGCAAUAAGGGACCGCUUUGUGAUCCCCGAUGAGGAGAAGUAUUACACCCAAGCUCUACAGCGUGUCGAUAAAGUUUGGAGGAAUUAUAAGCAUGAUCAUAAGAAACGAUACUUUAAACCAGAUGAGAAAUCAAUAACAGAAAUUGUUGAUAAUCCCCCAAAUGGAGUUAGCAAGAGUAAUUGGGUUAAUUUGGUUAACUAUUGGAAUUUAGAGAGAGGGAAAGAAUUGUCUGAAAUCGGAAAGAGGCAAGAGCAUCUCUAAACCAAAUUCAUAAUUCUGGUGGUACAAGCUUUGCGAAUAGACGUGCUGAUUAUGAAAAUGAGCACGGAGAAGAAAUGAGCCUAUUUGAACUAUGGAAAAAAUGUUAUAGAAGAAAAGAUGGAACUUUUUACGAAGGCACAGACACAGAAGAUUUCCUGGAAGAUGUUAAGGCUAAGGUUGAAAGCUUAAGGCUUGCAUACCCUGAUGGUUCAAAGUCGCGUAUUGAAAUAGAGAAUGAAGCUUUUGAGGCUAAAUUGUAUGGUGGACAGAUUCCUGAAAAACCACAAGGCUUCGGUUUUGGAGUUCAAAGUGGAGACAUUUAUGGGGUGCGUGGUGCAUUAGAAAAGAAGGGAUUGGAAAAGGAACUAGAGUUGUGGAAUUGGGCAACAUGUCAUCGGAGGUAUCAAGUUUGAAAGAAGAAAAUAAGGAGCUUCAUAAGCAAAAUGAAGAGAUAAAAGGAAAGUGUGAUGAGAAUACAAAGCUACUUAAGACAAUGACAACACUAUUUUCUCAAGUUUUAGAAUCCAUUCGUAGUGGAGAAGGUUCAUCACAACUUCUAGAUACUGCACAACUAGCCUUGCGUAUGGCUAACCCUCAGGUGUCUAAUGACUCCGUAGACCAUGGAGGCGGAAGAUAUGAAUCAAGGGAUGUUUAGCUCGUUUAACCAUUGACUCAGAUUAGGAAACUUGUAAUUAUAUUAUUUGGCUAGAUUUGAAUGGUUUUUGAGAUGACCAUAGAUUCAACAGGUUGAAGAUCAUAUAUUUUAGCUUUGAGGUUGUCUUUUGGAUUCUGAAAUUAGCUAAGAAUAAUUAUGUAGUAGUUCAAACAUAUUAUUUGAUAAGCUUUACUUUAAAUGUUAUGGUACGAUGUAUUAUAAUUAUUUUAGAAUAUAUAUUUUGGACGUACGUACUAUUAUUAUUAA